AUGGGGAUCUGUUACUGCACCAAGACCGCCGGCAUCACCAGUAACGUGUGGAAUGGGAUUAAGAGCCAGAUCCAGAGUCGGGCACCCGAAGGGUUGGAGCUGGAUGAGAUCCACAUGUUGCAGCAGAAGCGGAUCAGCGAGUGUCCUUUACUUAGUGCUGCCAAAGACAAUGAUAUUGGGGCUCUGAGAAAAGUGCUGGAGUGCGCAUCGACUGACCUGCAUGCGAGAGGAGCAGUGGGAGAGACCGUACUUCAUGUAGCUGUAAUGUAUGAUAACCUGGAGGCUACACAAAUAAUUCUAGAGGCGGCACCUGACCUCAUCAACCAACCUUUCACUUCUGCCCUGUAUGAAGGACAGACCGCCUUACAUAUCGCGGUUGUCAAUCAAAACUUGAGUUUGGUGAAACUGCUGGUUCAAAAAGGAGCUGAUGUCUGUUCUCCACGAGCCAUUGGAAGUUUCUUCUCUUACAACCCAGAGAACCUGUUUUACUUUGGUGAACACAUUUUGUCUUUUGCUGCUUGCACUGGCAAUGAGGAAAUUGUCCGUCUGCUUAUUGAGAGUGGUGCCUGCCUCCGGUGUCAGGAUUCCUAUGGAAACACAAUACUCCAUAUCCUGGCCCUCCAACCCAACCAGACCUUUUCCUGCAAGAUGUUUGAUCUCAUCCUUUCCUACGAUGAAGAAGGCAACAAUGAAGAGGAUCUUCAAAUGAUCCCAAAUUACAUGGGCCUUACUGCCUUCAAACUGUCUGCCUCCGAAGGAAAUAUUGUUAUGUUCCAGCAUAUCCUAAAUAAACGGAAACAGGUCCAGUGGAGUUUUGGCCCAGUGAGUUCCAUUUUGUAUGAUCUUUCGGGUAUAGACUCUUGGGGAGAGGAUCAGUCAGUGCUGGAACUUGUGGUGUCCUCCAGAAAAAGAGCGGCCCGGAAUAUUCUUGAUCUUACACCCGUGAAAGAACUUGUCAGUCUGAAGUGGAGGAGCUGUGGUCGACCAUACUUCUGGUUUUUGGCGGCAGUCUAUGUCUUUUAUAUGAUUGGCGUGACUGUGUGUUGCAUAUACAGACCCCUUAAGGAAAUUCCGGACAGGUCUAAUGAUUCUCGAGAUGCAACCGUUUUAAUGGAAAGACCUCUGAAUGAAGCAUAUACUACUUAUCAUGAUGACCUACGCCUUGUAGGGGAGCUUAUAAGUGUUUUGGGGGCAAUUGUCAUACUACUGCUUUUGAUUCCUGACCUGCUUAGAGUUGGAGCCACAAGAUAUUUUGGGCAGACAGUCCUCGGAGGUCCAUUUCAUAUAAUCAUAAUUGGUUUUGCCUGCAUGGUGAUGGCAGUUUUGGUCAUGAGGUUGACCAACAGUGAAGGAGAAGAGGUUCCUAUGUCAGUAGCUUUGGUCCUCGGCUGGUGCUACAUCAUGUAUUUUACUCGUGGCUUCCAGAUGCUUGGACCCUUUACCAUCAUGAUACAAAAGAUGAUAUUUGGAGACCUGUUGCGGUUUUGCUGGCUAAUGGCUGUGGUUAUUCUUGGGUUUGGUGCAGCAUUCUUUGUGAUCUUUCAAACCCAAGACUCCGAAGACCUGGGACACUUCAUGACUUACCCCAUGUCCCUGUUCAGCACGUUUGAGCUUUUCCUUACAAUCAUUGAUGGUCCAGCAAACUACUCCGUAGACUUACCAUUCAUGUUUAGCUUGAUGUAUUCGGCCUUUGCUAUCGUGGCUGCACUUCUAAUGUUGAACCUUCUUAUUGCCAUGAUGGGGGACACUCAUUGGCGUGUAGCUCAUGAAGGAGAUGAAUUAUGGAGAGCUCAGGUUGUAGCCACAACUAUAAUGCUUGAACGAAAGAUGCCCAAGGCUCUCUGGCCACGUCUGGGCAUCUGCGGCAAGGAAUUUGGUUUAGGAGAUUCUUGGUAUCUCCGAGUCGAGGAGCGUAAUGAUUUAGACCGGCAUAAAACAAGUGACUCUCAAGACAGUGUUGAAGCUGUCAAUAAAGAGUGUUCUUUGAUGGAUUUCCCUGAAGACAAGCUCAAAACUAAAAGGGUGUCUAUAAGCGAAACUCCAGCUUUACUCCGAAAACUUUCUUUAAGAAAAACGAGCAGAGGCUGGCAAAUUCUUAAGAAAACCCCUCUCGACCAGUUAAAGGGCAAAGUGAACCACGCCCUUGAUAUUCAUGAGGAGAUAUAUGAUGUGUGAGUGGCUGACAACUGUAGAUUCUGAACAAAAAAAGUCUAAAAAUGAAUCAGUUUAUGGUCGUAAGAGGAUUACUGACCCAUACUGCUCAGCAUUACUUCUAACUUGGCUCUCACGAAAAAGAAGGACAUUUCUCUGAGCAUCUCUCAUGAAUCUUGGGUUGUCCUGGUCUUCUGAAGAGCAAAGGAUCUCGUUUUCCCAACAUGACCUCUGAACGUAACCCAUCUGAAAGAGCAAGUUUUCUAGUGAUCUCCAUAUGACGUUGGAUUCUCUAUGAAUUCUUACAAACAUCAUGCUCAAGUAGAGCAUUUGAUCUUACCCCACACAGAUAUCCAGAUCUUAAUCCAGGUGUUGAUGACAUUUGCAUUGUUGACUUUAUUUAAUGAAGACUUUCAAUUACCUUCCAAAUGGAUUAAUUCAUACAGCCAAGCUAGGAAUACCCUGGCAUUGCCAUUAUUACCAUCCUAUCAUCGUGUUUGAGGAAUCUUUACCUAGCGUCUAUAAUCCAUGGAUGGAGUUUUAAUGAAAAGAACUUGGCUACAUGUCUUAGGUUGGCAUGUUGCCUUGGCUAUUAGCACUUUAGUUAAACUCAUGACUGUCUUUUAACUUCUACUUGUUUCAUAAUUUCUACAUGUAAGGGAGGUUGAAUGGUUAAGGUUCUUACAAUGGACAUUGUCCACUUUAAAGCGGACCUGCAACCUCAAGAAAUGGUAGCUGUCAUCAUCCAUGUGGAGACAUGGCUCCACAAAGUUGGGCACAUUUAUGGUGUUAUAGAUAUUUCCUUUCACUAGUUAACAAUGCUGGUAGAUUUUUUGGUUGCUGGAUAUAAGGGUCUAGACUGAGAACUGAUUUGGUAUCACUGCUCAUUUCUCAAUGGGGAGGACCCCACCUUGAAUGUCUAUGAGCAUGGCUGUAGUCUGUGAACUCUCAAGGGGGUGAGCACCAAUGCUCUGUACAGCAGAAGACCCCAACACAGUCCAAACGGCCCACCAACAGUCCAUUUGACAUGUUCUCUAUCCUAUUUCAGUAGAGUAACUGAAAAAAACAAAACAUUUUGGUGGGCCUUAAGGACUGAAUUGGGGACCACUGCUUUAGAGGGUGUAAAGCUGAAUGUGUUUCCCCACUGAAAACUGAUUUUAUGAGACUUAGCAGUCCUGUACUUUACUUUAUUAAACUAUUACUUUAUUAUGCCACUGAAAGAACACAUUAGUCAUAGUAUAGCUACUGAAAGAUUCAACUGGUAUCUUUUCUUGAUAGGAUUUUUUUUAAAUACUCAUAUGUAGCAAAAAUUUUGUUUAAAAAAAUUCUAUAUAGGUGGGGGUGAAAGGGAAUUUUUUUUGAAAAAAAAAAGUCCUCUUCUGCCUAGAGUAGCCAUCUUAUAAUACUUGCAAUCAUUUUGUUGGCCUGGACUUUUAUCAUCCAAUAGUUAAUACCUCCCCUGCAGUAUAAGAGGACGGUGUAUGCUUUUUCAUCAAAAAUUCUCUAAUUCCACCCCUUUUAGUAGAGUAUGACCACUUGCAUGUUCUACAAUGUCCCAAUCCAUUUUGCUUCAGUUGUGGUGCUCCGGUAGAGAAAGGGCCUUGUGCUGGAUUGGUAGAACCAACCGGUCUAAAGUCUGCCUUUCUAUAGAUGCUAUAUUAGCCCUAUGGGGCAUGGGAUUUUGUAGGAAACCGAGAAAUAACAUUUUGUGGGGAAAAAAAUUUUAAUCAGUAUGUCGGCAUUAUCACUUUUCAUUCAGUAUAAGUGCAUUAUGUAAGUGAUGUGAACUAUUUGCUCAGGCUUGCGGGGCACUAACACUAGCAAGUCUUUCAUCAUGUUGGGUAUUUACAUCUAAUCCUCAGCACACUUGUUCAUAGUCAUGGAUUAGUGAUUGGAACAUACAUUCCAUUGAUCCAUACACGGUGCUUCCCAGAGCUAAUAUUUACAGAUGGCUCUUCUUGUAGAACAUAGUUGUCUUCUUUUGUACUUGGCUUGUGUUCUUUGUUGGCCAGGUAGAUAUUGUCAGGGUCAAUAUCUACAAAAUACACAUGACUCACUAUAGGCCUUUUUCUUCCCAAAACUGCUCUGUUGUUUGUAUUCUAGCCUAUAACUUUCUACUGGAGUUUUGCAAUAUUGGUGCUAGAACAUCCUUGACUGGGAUCUGUAUGAAUCAGGACAUCUGUACAGCAUUCUAUUGAGACCAUAGGAAUGGGCGCUAUUGAACUGAUAAAAUGGACCCACUAAAUUUUGAUGGCUUUUGCAACUACAGAGGACUCUUCCUGUUUCUUUGAAGUACUGAUUAUAUAGAACUGUCAUGUGACCCCUUUCUGCUUUGCCAAUUGGCUGAAACCUAGCAAAGACAUCAUGAAGGAUUUUUAUAGUUUUUUGGGUGGUGGGGGGUUGGGGCUUUCAUUGGACUAAUAUAUCUCCUCCUCGGAAAUGGUUUUAUGUGAAAUCUAUAAGAUGAACUGGAUUUACAGUAAUCUAAUCAACUACGAUUGACCCUCCAAUUUCUGUUUUCAAAAACUCUUUCCUGUCAUUUGAUCCGUAUUAUUAUAAUCUUGUACUUUCUGGCUGCAUAUAACCCUCUACAUGCAGGGAAAUUAUAAUUUCCCACUAUAAGGAUUUUACUUUGCCGGUCAACAUGAAGCACAGUUGUCACUUUAAGCAGCGCUGGUUUGUUUUGCACUUUUAUUAUUGUUGACAGUGUAAUUUUAU
Hyla sarda is the source of this 4869-nucleotide messenger RNA. RefSeq names its product transient receptor potential cation channel subfamily V member 6-like. The transcript is spliced from 15 exons. Gene Ontology annotation, biological process: calcium ion import across plasma membrane. Gene Ontology annotation, molecular function: calcium channel activity; protein binding. NCBI's taxonomy places the organism in Eukaryota, Metazoa, Chordata, Amphibia, Anura, Hylidae. Bases 1 to 2175 code for a protein of 724 amino acids. The record is from RefSeq and is a predicted model, not a curated record. Gene Ontology annotation, cellular component: membrane.